Molecule: messenger RNA, 1880 nt
Organism: Drosophila simulans
Lineage: Eukaryota; Metazoa; Arthropoda; Insecta; Diptera; Drosophilidae
Exons: 1
Coding region: 434-1687 (417 amino acids)
Biological process (GO): DNA integration
Molecular function (GO): nucleic acid binding
Source: RefSeq, a predicted model, not a curated record
UCAAUCUGAGCAUAAUCCAGCAGACCUGGCAAGUAGAGGAGUUUCCCUCCAAGAUCUAGCCGAUAGCCAGUUAUGGUGGCACGGACCGACUUGGUUGCAAAAUCCACGCAACCAAUGGCCAACUCAGGUCAACGCUCCGGUGACCGACCUGGAGAAGCGUGCUCUAAAAGUCCAUCUCGCGAAAGCUCCUUCUGAAGAGUUGUUGGCACGCUUCUCCAAGCUAGAGAAAGCUCUACGAGUCCUUGCUUAUGUUUAUCGCUUCAUUCAGCGGUGCAGGAAGCAGACAUCUCCAUCUGAUGUGCAUCUACUGGCCACUGAAAUCGCCGCCGCCGAGCGGUUCCUAAUUUCGAACACUCAGCGCAGAGAAUUCCCUGUGGAAUAUCACUGCCUAAGUGAAAAGCGUCCAGUGCCAAGUUCAAGUGCCAUCCUAAGCAUGAACCCGUUUCUAGAUCCGCAAGGACUGAUCAGGGCAUGCGGCCGUGUGGCGGCUUCCGAAAGCCUUCAAUACAAUGAACGCCAUCCAGUGAUUCUUCCGUAUAACUGCCUGCUUUCUCGCCUCCUUGCGAAUUUCACGCAUCGCAUAACUCUCCAUGGUGGUAACCAGUUAAUGGUGCGCCUCAUCCGGUCGAAAUACUGGAUUCCGAGAAUCAAGAACCUGAUGAAAGCAGUGGUAAAUUCGUGCAAAGUAUGUGUGAUCCACAAAAAGCGCUUGCAAAGCCAACUGAUGGGUGUCCUGCCCAAAGAAAGAGCAUCGUUCUCCCGACCAUUCACGUAUACUGGCAUGGAUUACGCCGGUCCGUUCGAUAUAAAGAACUAUACGGGAAGAGCAUGUCUUAUUACAAAGGGGUAUGUGUUAGUUUUUGUUUGUUUCUCCACCAAGGCCAUCCACUUAGAGCCUACAUCUGACUUAACGACCGAGAAGUUUCUUGCCGCUUUCUCUCGUUUUGUAUCCAGAAGAGGGUGUCCACGUCAAGUCCAGUCAGACAAUGGCAAAACCUUUGUUGGCGCUGCCACCCUGCUUUCCCGCGAUUUCCUUCAAGCCGUAAAAGAGUCGGUGACGAAUGCCUAUAUUCAUCAAGAGAUGCAAUGGCAAUUUAUUCCUCCGGGAGCACCCCAUAUGGGAGGCCUUUGGGAAGCAGGCGUAAAAAGCUUCAAUACGCUAUUUUACAAAUGCACGGCCACACGAAAAUACACGUUCGAAGAGCUCUCCACGCUCUUGGCAAAAAUAGAAGCGUGUCUUAACUCCAGGCCGCUCUCUCCUAUGUCUGAAGAUCCGACAGACUUGCUGGCUCUGACGCCAGGGCAUUUCCUUGUCGGGGGACCCCUUAUGUCCACGGUGGAACCCGAAGUAAAGGGGGAAACGAAAUCCCUUCUUAAUCGGUGGCAGCAUUUGAAGGCUCUCCAUCAGCAGUUCCGUGUGCGAUGGAAAGAAGAGUACCUCAAAGAACUCCACAAGCGUUCUAAAUGGCAGGCCCCGUCCAAAAAUCUACGCAUCGAUGACAUGGUCGUCAUCAAGGACGACAACUUGCCCUCUAAUGAGUGGCGGCUCGGCAGAAUUGAGUCUGUUUUCCCAGGAGCUGACGGCAACGUCCGUGUAGUAAACAUCCGUACUGCACGUGGAGUUAUUAAACGUCCAGUGGCAAAAGUGGUGCUUUUGCCGACGGAGUCUUCCGAAUCUCCACAAUAAUAGGCGCUCCUCUCGUCCUUAGUUGUAGUUCACUAUCACUAAUCAUCCGUUAUUUUUCAUUUCGUUUUCGAUCUCCUUCGACAUUCGACUACGCGCAGCAUGGCUCCUCGUCAACAAAACGCACGCAGUGCUCGUGCCGUGGAGAGCAGACGUACCCGAGGUAUUCAAUCCUACCGAUGCCGAGUCUGCCGCG